CGUUCUGGUUGAAAUAGUUUCUACUGCAGCAAAUGCUACACUGGUCUUGGAAGAUACCCUCCAUUCAAGAGAGAGGUAUGGUUUUAAGAAUGAGGCAAAGAAAAUGGUUGUUGCACUAGUUGAUAUGGAGCGAGCUUUUGUGCCCCCCAACAUUUCAUCCGUUUGGUGCAAAGGAGGAUGGAGAGACAGCGCUGAGAGGAGGAGCUGAAAACUCGAUCUUCAAAAAAGGGGCAAGAGGCAGGGCAAGCAACACUAAACAGAGCAACUAGUCCUCAAAUAGGUGGUCAGCAAACUGGUGGAAGCUUGAAAUCAAUGAAGGAAAAACCAGGGCAGACAGAGAAAGAAGUUCAGGAGAAUUCAGGUUUAAAGACUGCUGGUCCCGAAGGAGAAAUAACAGCAGGGAUGAUGGAUGUUCAUUGCAACUCUUUCUUCCCAAUGUUUGUUUUGCUUUAUGUCAUACAUUACUUCCUUUUCAUGGUGGCGGCUUCAUACUACCAUUAUCUCAACUUUCUAGGUUAUGAUGAUUUUUUGGAGUUGGCAUUGCAGUUUGGAAUGAUCAUGAUGUUUGCUUGUGCAUUCCCUCUCGCAUUUGCCUUUGCUACUUUGGUAUAUAAUGCUUUUUUAGUGAACAACAUUACAGAAAUCAAAACUGAUGCAUUAAAGCUGCUUACCAUGUUUAAAAGGCCUAUCCCUCGUGCUGCCACCACAAUUGGAGCUUGGCUAAACAUUUUCCAAAGUCAGACCAUGCUGCUCCUUCCACAGGCGCUUUGACUGCAGAGCUCACGACGGUUUUGGUCCUGCAGUGCCCCCCAUGCCAUCAGACCCGCGUAUAUUAUCCCCUAGGGCCAGUAUGCUCUUAAAGCAUUUAUAUGGGGCCCUCCUAAAACUAGCUCCUCGUCGAUCAACUCUAGUAAAGCCUCCUCCUAAGUUGAACGUGGAGGUGAUCCCUCCCUCUCCAUCCACAGUGCAAUCUUCCAACAGAGGUCAAGUCUUCGAGCUUGUUGUUGAGGAUUGUAUAGGAGCCAACCCAAGUGUGGAGAGGAUGUCUUCUCCUAAGGGCCCUGUUUCUGCCACCCUCGUCAUAGAGCUCACGAUGGCCUCGGCCGAGGAUCCUGUCGGGAGAACUUCUAGAGGGGAAGGAGUAGAGCCAAAGUUGGCCGCAGUUCCUAGCCUCCUUGCUGAGAAGACGACUACUAUUCUCUCUCCCUUACUUGUCGCAAGGUCGCCUGCUGCUGAAAUUGAGAUGGCCUUGGAGUCGAGGAACGAGGGAGAGAGUCUGCGGAGACCCAGUGAGAGUGGGGAGCCUCAAAGUCCUAGCGAUGAACUUCGCUCCACCAUCGAGGGCCACCUUCUCUCCCAGCCCUGCAAAGAGGGUCUCGAGCACAGUGUUGAAGAUGUUGAGGCGGCUACCCAGCCAUCCCUUGAAGAGAGCAUAGUGGAGGUCAUUCCUCUGUUCGCUCAAUUAGAGGUGAGAGGAGCUCGAGUAGAGUCUCUCGAACGGGUGACCAAGUCUUUGAUGGACUUCUUAUCCAAGGGUGUAUCUCGGCUGGCUGCUUACAUGUAAAUGGCUAGAAAGCACUUGAAGGGGAGAACUAGGCCCUUUGCUCCUCAGUAUCCUCUGGGAUGAGGCAGGUCCAUGGAGACGAGACACGAUACUUGGCUCUCCUGAUCUUCUGAUCUACCUCGUAGACUAAGGUGGGGGAUGAGGCAAGCCCGUAGAGAUAUAGUACUUGGCUCCUUUGGUCGUCUCGUCGGCGUCAUAAACUGAGGCUAGGGUUAAAACAAGUCCGUGGAGACACGGCGUCACCUGGAAUCACAAUUAUCUGGAGGGUUUGGACAAAAUGAGAGAUCAUGUGCUCCUGAAUCCUUGAAGCAAUUUUAGGGCACUGAAAGUGUAAGAACUCCCUCCAGACUCGUUGGCAUUGAAGCAUGGGGCCUCAAUAGGGAAGGAGUUGAUCUCGAGUGCAUUCUCAUACAACCCCACCAGUGUCAACCCCGCCAACUGACUACCUUUCCCUAUUGUAUUGAUGUAUUUAUUUUUUCUUCUGUUUGUAACGUACUUUGCAAUAAUAUUAGUGGAGUUUCGUGUA
Juglans regia (Persian walnut) is the source of this 2090-nucleotide messenger RNA. RefSeq names its product anoctamin-9-like. The transcript has 9 exons. Lineage: Eukaryota; Viridiplantae; Streptophyta; Magnoliopsida; Fagales; Juglandaceae. The coding region runs from base 313 to 771 and encodes 152 amino acids. Gene Ontology annotation, biological process: chloride transmembrane transport. The record is from RefSeq and is a predicted model, not a curated record. Gene Ontology annotation, molecular function: chloride channel activity.